GACAACGAAAACAAAUUUUUUUCAUGCAGUGAUUGUCAUGAAACAUUUGAAACUAAACGAAGUCUAAUUAUUCAUCGACGAAUUCAUAAUGAAGAAAAGAAUUAUUCAUGUGAAGAUUGUGGUAAAACAUUUGUUUUGAAGAGAUCUUUAAUUCUACACCAACGAAAUCACAAUGGAGACAAACUUUUUUCAUGUGAUAUUUGUCAAAAAGCAUAUGCUCAGCUAUCUUAUUUAAAAGCACACAAACUAAUUCACACUGGGGAAAUGCGUUUUUCAUGUAAAGAUUGUGAUAAAUCAUUUACUCAAAAAACCCAUUUAAUUCAACACUUACGAAUUCAUACUGGAGAAAAACCUUUUUCAUGUAAAGAUUGCGAUAAAUCAUUUACUCAAAAAAACAGUUUAAUUGGACACUUAAGAAUUCACACUGGAGAAAAACCUUUUUCAUGUAAAGAUUGUGAUAAAUCAUUUAGUUUGAAAAGCAAUUUAAUUCAACACUUACGAGUUCACACUGGAGAAAGACCUUUUUCAUGUAAAGAUUGUGAUAAAUCAUUUACUGAAAGAAGCCAUUUAAUUCAACACUUACCAAUUCAUACUGGAGAAAAACCUUUUUCAUGUAAUGAUUGUGAUAAAUCAUUUACUGUAAGAAGCAAUUUAAUUCAACACUUACGAAUUCAUACUGGAGAAAAACCUUUUUCAUGUAAAGAUUGCGAUAAAUCAUUUACUCAAAAGAACAGUUUAAUUGGACACUUACGAAUUCACACUGGAGAAAAACCUUUUUCAUGUAAAGAUUGUGAUAAAUCAUUUAGUUUGAAAAGCAAUUUAAUUCAUCACUUACGAGUUCACACUGGAGAAAAACCUUUUUCAUGUAAAGAUUGUGAUAAAUCAUUUACUGUAAGAAGCAAUUUAAUUCAACACUUAAGAAUUCAUACUGGAGAAAAACCCUUUUCAUGUAAAGAUUGUGAUAAAUCAUUUACUGAAAGAAGCCAUUUAAUUCAACACUUACCAAUUCAUACUGGAGAAAAACCUUUUUCAUUUAAAGAUUGUGAUAAAUCAUUUACUGUAAGAAGCAAUUUAAUUCAACACUUAAGAAUUCAUACUGGAGAAAAACGUUUUUCAUGUAAAGAUUGUGAUAAAUCAUUUACUGAAAGAAGCCAUUUAAUUCAACACUUACCAAUUCAUACUGGAGAAAAACCUUUUUCAUGUAAAGAUUGUGAUAAAUCAUUUAUUGAAAGAAGCCAUUUAAUUCAACACUUAAGAAUUCAUACUGGAGAAAAACCUUUUUCAUGUAAAGAUUGUGAUAAAUCAUUUACUUAUAAAAGCAAUUUAAUUCAACACUUACGAGUUCACACUGGAGAAAAACCUUUUUCAUGUAAAGAUUGUGAUAAAUCAUUUAUUGAAAGAAGCCAUUUAAUUCAACACUUAAGAAUUCAUACUGGAGAAAAACCUUUUUCAUGUAAAGAUUGUGAUAAAUCAUUUACUUAUAAAAGCAAUUUAAUUCAACACUUACGAGUUCACACUGGAGAAAAACCUUUUUCAUGUAAAGAUUGUGAUAAAUCAUUUAUUGAAAGAAGCCAUUUAAUUCAACACUUAAGAAUUCAUACUGGAGAAAAACCUUUUUCAUGUAAAGAUUGCGAUAAAUCAUUUAGUUUGAAAAACAGUUUAAAUAAACACUUACGAGUACACACUGGAGAAAAACCUUUUUCAUGUAAAGAUUGUGAUAAAUCAUUUACUCAAAAAUGCCAUUUAAUUCAACACUUACGAAUUCACACUGGAGAAAAACCUUUUUCAUGUAAAGAUUGUGAUAAAUCAUUUACUGUAAGAAGCAAUUUAAUUCAACACAUAAGAAUUCAUACUGGAGAAAAACCUUUUUCAUGUAAAGAUUGCGAUAAAUCAUUUAGUUUGAAAAGCAAUUUAAAUAAACACUUACGUGUUCACACUGGAGAAAAACCUUUUUCAUGUAAAGAUUGUGAUAAAUCAUUUACUGAAAGAAGCCAUUUAAUUCAACACUUACCAAUUCAUACUGGAGAAAAACCUUUUUCAUGUAAAGAUUGCGAUAAAUCAUUUACUCAAAAAUGCCAUUUAAUUCAACACUUACGAAUUCACACUGGAGAAAAACCUUUUUCAUGUAAAGAUUGUGAUAAAUCAUUUACUGACGGAAGCAAUUUAAUUCAACACUUGAGAAUUCAUACUGGAGAAAAACCUUUUUCAUGUAAAGAUUGCGAUAAAUCAUUUAGUUUGAAAAGCAAUUUAAAUAAACACUUACGUGUUCACACUGGAGAAAAACCUUUUUCAUGUAAAGAUUGUGAUAAAUCAUUUACUGUAAGAAACCAUUUAAUUCAACACUUAAGAAUUCAUACUGGAGAAAAACCUUUUUCAUGUAAAGAUUGCGAUAAAUCAUUUAGUUUGAAAAGCAAUUUAAAUAGACACUUACGAAGAACUCACACUGGAAAAUAA
Chrysoperla carnea is the source of this 2454-nucleotide messenger RNA. Its product is annotated as zinc finger protein 850-like. NCBI's taxonomy places the organism in Eukaryota, Metazoa, Arthropoda, Insecta, Neuroptera, Chrysopidae. The transcript has a single exon. Bases 265 to 2454 code for a protein of 729 amino acids. Gene Ontology annotation, biological process: regulation of transcription by RNA polymerase II. Gene Ontology annotation, molecular function: DNA-binding transcription factor activity, RNA polymerase II-specific; RNA polymerase II cis-regulatory region sequence-specific DNA binding. The record is from RefSeq and is a predicted model, not a curated record.